ACCAGGCAGCGCGGGGCAGGGCUGAGGCAGGAGGAGGAGGAGGUGGAGCCUCCAUUUUCUAGGGCAUCUGCCACUUGCCCGGGGCAUCGCCCUGGCUCUACCCUGCCAGUGUGCGAGGAGCGUGAAGCUGGGGCCUGUUCCCUGGAAUUUGAGGAAUGCAUCAGGGACCUCUCAAUACUUAUGCUGCUGGUCCCCCGGAACCCAGAGCAUGGCAGAUGGGGCGCAGGCCAACCCCAGAGGGUUCAGGAAGAAGAUGAUGGUUAGAUGCUGCUCUGCGUGGAGGGGUCCAAGCUGCAGGGCCUCUGCCCCUUCCAGAACCUUCAGGUCCAGCCUGGGCGUGAAGCUCCUCGUCAUCGCUGUCCUGGCCGGUCGUGUUCUGUCCAUAGCCCAGGGCAGCCUGCUCAACCUGAAGUCCAUGGUGGAGACCGCCACAGGCAGAAGCGCGAUCCUGUCCUUCGUGGGCUACGGCUGCUACUGCGGGCUGGGGGGCCGCGGCCUGCCCAUGGACGAGGUAGACUGGUGCUGCCAUGCUCAUGACUGCUGCUACCAGAAACUCUUUGACCAGGGCUGCCGCCCCUACGUGGACCACUAUGACUUCUCGAUGGAGAACGACACCGUGAUUGCGUGCAGCGAGCUCAACAAGACAGACUGUGACAAGCAGACGUGCGAAUGUGACAAGAGCGUGGCUCUGUGUCUCAGGAACCAGACGUACCGGGAGCAGUACCGCAGCUACCUCAACAUUUACUGCCAGGGCCCCACGCCCAACUGCAGCAUCUAUGACCCACCCCCAGAGUUCAUCUGCGGACACCACUUCCCAGUGACCCCUGCCCCUCCCUAGCACUCCUGAGGUUUGAGCGAAGUGGGUAGAGGAUCUGUCUUGGGGACCAGACAGAUGGAGCAGACAGGGGUGGGACCAGGGCAGGAGCCCAGGAGCCCUGCAGCAAGUCUGGCCUCAGAGGACCGGGAGACCCGGCCCUGCCUGUGGCCACCAGCUCUUCCAGCCCAGCUCUGGACAUGACUUUGUCCUGGUGCUGGUUCUGGACUUGGUGGGAAGCGUGUGGCUUGUUGGGGUCUCUCCUGAGUGUGGAAGGCAAGAGCUGGGAGGUGAGAGUGAGUCCUCUCUGUCAGCCCAGCUUGAUUCUCUGAGCCUCCAAGACCUGGCCUCUGGCACAUGCUGGGCUGUGUCCCGGGACCCAGCUCCCAGGCAUGGACAGGGCUGUGAGGCGUGGCUUCUGGGGUCCCUGGCCAGCCCUGCAGGAUGAUUAGGAUGAUUCUCCUCUGCUCUGGGGGCUUGUGGCUCUCUAGAGCCCUUUAACACAGCAGGUGGUCCACCCCACAUCCAUGGAGGUGACACAGGGGUGCAGGUCCAGAGGACAGGUCCCAGCCCCCAAAUCCCUGUUGCUCAAAGUGCCUCUGAGCAGACGCCUGAGCCCACAUGCAGCCAGGCGUCAGGUGCAGGGUGGCACUCCCUUGAGCACACAGAGACAGGAUGGGGACACCCAAAUAUACCCGCAACACUUACAGCCCCUCUCCUUGCCUCUCUGACCCAUGCACAUAUAAUCCCCAACCCCCACCGCAGGACACCACUCACCUGAGGAGGACCCCUGAGCACCCUGACGGGAGCACGCAGGGCCCGGCCCCCAGGCCCUCGCUUGCAGCAACCAGAGGCAGGAGGUCAAGGACCCCAUCGCCCUGUGCAAGGGGAGCCAGGUGUCCGGAGUCCUGUCCAUGGGGAAGGAGCUCACCUGACCCACCUCAGUGAAGAGGGACACAAAGGUGGAAGGGAAGGACACUGGGAAGAAAAUUCCAGAAGG
Marmota monax (woodchuck) is the source of this 1814-nucleotide messenger RNA. RefSeq names its product phospholipase A2 group IIF (gene Pla2g2f). Gene Ontology annotation, biological process: negative regulation of T cell proliferation; lipid catabolic process; arachidonate secretion. The record is from RefSeq and is a predicted model, not a curated record. The transcript has 5 exons. Gene Ontology annotation, molecular function: calcium ion binding; phospholipid binding. Lineage: Eukaryota; Metazoa; Chordata; Mammalia; Rodentia; Sciuridae. The coding region runs from base 209 to 838 and encodes 209 amino acids.